AACAGUUCAGGGGCACGGAGCCAUAAGUGCAAAGAAGAAGUUCCAUCUUCAGAUAAAGUAUCGGUAGACUAUUAUCAAGAGGAAUUUCUUGUUUUUGGAAUAUCAAUUGCUUUUGAAAACAAAAAUUGACAUGAAAUGCGUUGUACCUGGAGGAAACGUCAAGAUUUUAGCAAAGGCAGUACACAUGUUGGCAAAGAUUGGGGAUGAAAUAUAUGUAAAUCCACAACAGGAAGCUAUUUCCUUUCGGACAGUCAAUAUGGCAAAAUCAGCAUAUUCCGAUUUUACAUUCUAUAAAAAUUUCUUUUCUUAUUACACUCUUGGAGAUCUUGCAGAAGAAGAGGCACAAAAGUGUAAAAUUUCCAUGAGGAGUGCCAUGACUGUUUUUAAAUUUGCAAAUGCAUUAGAUAAACAAGUGGAAACUUGUCAUAUCUGUUUAGAAGUAGACGCCUGCAACCUAGUGUUUAUCUUGAAAUACAAAAAUGGUAUUAACAAGUCUCACUUGUCACCUAUCUUGGAUUGUGAAAAGUUGCAAGCAUCAUAUUCCAAGGCUGAAAUGCACAAUGAAUUAGCAUCGCAAGCUCGAGUGUUGGUUGAUGCUUUGCAAAAUUUCCCACAAAGUCUGAUUGAAAUAACACUUGAGAUAACACCCAAUAAGGUCUUGCUCAGAAAUUAUGUGGAUGACUCAUCAGUCAUGGUAAAUACCACACGAACCCAACUGGCUCUCAGCGUCGGAGAAUUUGAUCGCUGUAUAGUAGGUAACGAGACAACCAUCACAUUUUGUCUGAAGGAAGUUAGAGCUUUUCUUACGUUUAGUGAGAGCGCAGGUGUUCCGAUUACUGUGAAUUUUGAAACAACAGGAAAACCAAUGUUACUUGCACUGAGAGCUCCGAGUUUUGAGGCUAACUUAUUGUUAUCAACUCUGAGCUUAGACAGCGACAGCCAGUCGGAGUCAUCGGUCGCCACCAGACAGAUACAACCGGUUCGAAGAAAAAAUACUUCCUCAAGAAGCAUUUCCAGGCGUGGCAGAAAAGCAUCUAAUCAAGUAAAACGAUCUAUUGUUCCUACUAAGUCUCCCAAUAAUACAUUUCGGAAUAAAUCACCGGAAGAAGAAAAUCGGAUGGUCAAAACGUUGAAUCAAACCAGGAACAGUUCAGCAAACAUCAUUUUCGCGAAAACGAAUAAAUCUACCGAUGACGGGCAAGAAAGAAAUCAUAGAAGUUACAUAGAACAAAAUCAAAAUAAAAUAGAACAGAAUCGUUUACUCACCGUCAUUCCUGCCAGCACAUCUUCGAUUACUUCUAAAAAUCAGAUGGACAAGACGUUGAGCCAAAUCAACACAAACAAUUCAACGAACAUUGUGUUUGGGAAAACACAUAAUUUUAUGGAUCGUGUACAAGAAAGAAAUCUAAGUAACGUAGAACAGAACCAUUUGUUCACCGUCACAAACAGUCCUGCCAGCACAUCUUCAACCACUUCUAAAAUUUCAGAAAAACACCGAAAACUGGUGAAGUCGGUGUUUUCCACUAUUACAAAGCGAAAAUCGACGUGCGAUGAGAAUUACAGUACAGAAGAGGAUCCAAUUACGGAAGAAUAUUCCAACUUGGACGAGAGUGUAUCGCGUUCACUAUCUUCGUCAUCGAAGCAAGUGGCUAAGAAAGCUAAAGUAGUGUUUCAGAAAUGCUUUCAGACCACUUUUGAUCCUCGAAUGUUACCUGGUCACGAUGUUGUUUUAGUGGGAGACUCUGACGAAAAUAGUGAUUAAAAUUAUUGUUUUACCAGCAAGAUACACGAGGAAGAGGAUACUUCCAUAAAAACAAACUUUCAUAUGUAAAUAAGAGACAUUGAGUUUUUUUUGUUUGGACAAUUAAAAAUGACUUAGUUCUAUACGAUAUUAAACCUUCUGACAUAAUAAUGUGUUUCAGAUUAUUUAAAUAGUUGCUUUUAAAUAAUUAACAUCCUUGAUAAAAUUUUAAAGUUUUAUAAUUUAAAUUUUAUCUUUCUCCUGAAUACUCGUAGUUUUAUGCAAUUAAGUUUGCUAAAGCGCUUUUAAUGCCAAAUGUACACUAAAUAGUUUAUUGUAUGGAAAUCACAUAGACACAAAUAUGAGUACAUUGUACAUAAUUAUAAUGUCACAGUGCAUUGACACAAUGUGUCAAUGCCUGUACUACAGUGCAAACGUUAAGACAAUUUAAUUAGAUCUUGGAUUGUAAAUAAAAUUGUUUUGUUUAUACAAUAGCUUACACUAA
Messenger RNA from Pseudomyrmex gracilis, 2246 nucleotides. RefSeq names its product cell cycle checkpoint control protein RAD9A (gene Rad9). The coding region runs from base 131 to 1762 and encodes 543 amino acids. The transcript has 6 exons. The record is from RefSeq and is a predicted model, not a curated record. Gene Ontology annotation, biological process: DNA repair; mitotic intra-S DNA damage checkpoint signaling; cellular response to ionizing radiation. Gene Ontology annotation, cellular component: checkpoint clamp complex. NCBI's taxonomy places the organism in Eukaryota, Metazoa, Arthropoda, Insecta, Hymenoptera, Formicidae.